AUGGAGGAGAUCUCGAAAUACGAAGUCGACUUGUAUGGCGAGAAGUGGACGCUGAGUGACAUCUGUUUCAAGCCGCCUAGCCCAAAGUUCCACACAGGACCUCUAGCCAAACUCAUGAAUUCGCUGUUGGACAAGAUGAUACCUUGUAUAUGGAUCACUCCCAUUGACUGCUACUGGGAAGGAUCGAAGCCAUUGGGCCCAUAUCCGCCUAUCAAUCUUGGUGAGGAAGUGAGUGGUUUCGUAACCGCACUCCCGAAGGGUAAUGUGUCGUGGAAGAACUUGAACCCGACUGCUGUUAUGGCCGAAGUUAGCACACUCUUUGAUCUCGGUCCAAUCGGAAACUUCUUCGAACGAGCCGGUAUCGGUGCGGCUUACCUGGAUCGGCCAUGCAUCGACCCGCUGGAUCCUGAAUGCCCGAAAACGGCACCCAAUUAUUACGACCGAUGUAAUGCUAUGGAGAAAUUCAACGAAUGGAACAUGGCGAAACCAGAUUCCGAAAAGAUUCAACUCGAACGUAAGCCGUUACCCGAGACGAAAAGCCAACAGGAUGGACCAUCACAUCUGACCGAAUCCAUCCUUAACGACAUUUUCGGAAGAAAGAAACGUGACACCACUGCCACUAAGAAACCUACGAAUUCGGAGAAGUCUAAUCCAAAAGACGAAGAUUACUAUGCGUAUGAAGACUCCGAUUAUGAUGUCACUGGAAUCCAAAAUGCGACGUGUGAGCUCUUCUCCAUAAAUGCUUCAACGAAUAAUGAUUAUUAA
Cooperia oncophora is the source of this 765-nucleotide messenger RNA. Lineage: Eukaryota; Metazoa; Nematoda; Chromadorea; Rhabditida; Trichostrongylidae. The record is from the annotation of a GenBank genome assembly.